UCCUCCUGGUGCGGCUUUAGAGACAGCGACAGAAAAAAAUGAAGAGUUAGCCGUUCACGAGCAAUGUGCAAGCUGCUUUUACAAACAGCUGGGUGACUCCCCGCGGUGUGCUGGAGUUGCUAUGAAGGCGGGGGCCUCGUCCAUGUGGGCAUCAUGCUGUGGUCUGCUGAAUGAGGUGAUGGGUACUGGGGCCGUUAGAGGGCAGCAGCCAGGUUUCGGGGCAGGUGCGGGGCCGUUUCGUUUUGCGCCCACUGCCGGAUACUCCACAUACCCGCCCGCCAACUCCAACAGUACCAGCCUGGUGUGUCAGGCCUGUAGACAAGCGUUCUCUGUCUUCAGGAGGAGGUACAUCUGUUGUGACUGUACGAAGAGUUUCUGUUCGCUCUGCUCGGUACUUCAAGAAAACCUGCGCAGAUGCACCACGUGUCACCUACUGAAGGGCACUGCGUUCCAGCGGCCGCAGCUCAUGCGUCUGCGUGUUAAAGACCUGCGGCAGUACCUCAUGUUACGCAACAUUAACACUGAUACCUGCAGGGAGAAGGAGGAUCUUGUGGACUUGGUGCUUUGUCAUCAAGGUGCAGAAAGUGAGGAUGAUCCUGAUACACCCUCUCUGCAGUCCCGCCCUCUGUAUAGCCCACCACCUUCAAUCGAAGAGCCCACUUCCCCUCUCUCAGCACUCUCUCCAACUCAAGGAGAACCAAUCAGUAGGAGCAACAGCUCCGAGUCCACCAAUCAGGAUAUUGAGGACUCCACUUCAGUCUCGCUCCUUAACCUUGACCAGACAGAACACACGCCAGAGGUUAGUCCUCAGACGCGGCGACGGGCUAGAGCGUCUCUGUCAGACCUGUCCUCGCUGGAUGACGUGGAGCAGCUGACCGUCCGGCAGCUGAAGGAGAUCCUGGCGAGGAACUUUGUGAGCUUCUCUGGGUGCUGUGAGAAAUGGGAGCUGGUGGAACGCGUCAGGAGGCUUUACCGGGAGAACGAGGACAAUCGCAAAUCUAUGGAAAAUGUGAGCAACCCCAUCACUGCAGUGGUAGCUUAUCCCCCUCCAAUCUGCAAUGGCGGAAUCGGAGAUAGUUGCAGGACCCAGUUAUCAAAUGAUGAUAACCUAUGUCGAAUCUGCAUGGACGCGGUCAUCGACUGUGUGUUGCUGGAGUGCGGUCACAUGGUCACCUGCACCAAAUGCGGGAAGCGCAUGAGCGAAUGCCCAAUAUGCAGACAAUACGUUAUCAGGGCCGUGCAUGUUUUCAAGUCCUAAUACUUCUAGGAGAACACCCCGCUCCCCCCUGUUUCGCAUUAAGGACUCAGUGAGGACGCACUCAGCAAGUGCCCCGUCGUGGAGGAAGAUUAAAGAUCUCUGCUUAAUUUUUCAUGAAGCUUCAGGAUGCCUUCAGCCUGGGAUCCGCAAUGGCUCUGUCAAUAGACGCUUUAGUAAGAACAUUUCUCAAGCUCUUCAAUGAGGCUCUGUUUUAAUAUGCAAUUGUUCAGCAGCAACACCUCACAACCUCGACCUGAUGUCCUGCAGCUUUCUGCUCACCUGUCACGUGCAAGCACUGGGAGAAUCUCAAUAAAGAACAAAACAAUGAGAAUUACUCGAGUGUUUCAAUCGUCAUGCACCAUAACUCGGGAUCUGAAAGUUCCUGUUGCUCUUUUACUUCACUUUUUGUCAGUGGGCUUUUGUUUCUUGCCUGGAUUUUGUAGCAUUUUGGAUUAUUAUGAUUUUUUCAGAACAAAGUUUGGAGCUCUUACGAGUAACAUUGUAGCUCCUGAUAACUUCACACUGGGACCAUUGAAGGACCAAGUGGAAGAGGGAACGUUUUGUGGUCAUUCUCAUCUGUAUUCUUUUGUUUUGUAAUCAAAUGACUUCCUUCCUUUGUCCAAAAGUCUUCUGACAUUUGCUGGUUUGUUAGUCAGCAUAUGUAUUGGUGUAAAUUGUGAGAAUAAUAAGAGAAGGUGGAACUGUUUUGUAUGCAAAUACUUACAUUUAUGAUGUGUCAUAUCUGAAAAGAAAAGCCAUGAACUAGUCAAAAUAAUCUUUUUGUAUAUCAUGUAUGUGAAAAAUAACCUUCACUUUAAAGGAACACACUUUUUUGGGGGGAAAUAAGCACAUUUACAGCUUGCUUGGAAUUAAUUAGUUGACUUUUAUCAUUUUUGUAUCCAUUCAGCCAAUCUCUGUCUCUGGCCGGAGCACUUUUAGCUUAGCUUAGCAUAAGUCAUUGAAUCAUAUUAGACCGUUAGCAUCUCACUCAAAUUUAUUUAAUAUUUUUGCUGUAGCGAGCAUAAGGAUAUUAUGCAGCUUCUCAGUGAUGGGUUGCAGCUGGAAGGGCAUCCGCUGCAUAAAACAUACGCUGGAUAAGUUGGCGGUUCAUUCCGCUGUGGUGACCCCAGAUUAAUAAACGUACUUAGCCGAAAAGAAAAUGAAUGAAUGAAUGAAUGAAUCCAAUCAACCAAUCUCUGUCUCUGGCCGGAGCACUUUUAGCUUAGCUUAGCAUACAUCAUUGAAUUAUAUUAGACCGUUAGCAACUCACUCAAAUUUAUAUACUAUUUUAGCUGUAGCGAGCAUAAUUAUAUUAUGCAGCUUCUCAGUGAUGGGUUGCAGCUGGAAGGGCAUCCGCUGCAUAAAACAUAUGCUGGAUAAGUUGGCGGUUCAUUCCGCUGAGGUGACCCAAGAUUAAUAAAGGUUCUAAGCCGAAAAGAAAAUGAAUGAAUAAAUCCAUUCAGCCAAUCUCUGUCUCUGGCCGGAGCACUUUUAGCUUAGCUUAGCAUAAGUCAUUGAAUCAUAUUAGACCGUUAGCAUCUCGCUCAAAUUUAUAUACUAUUUACCUGUAGCGAGCAUAAUUAUAUUAUGCAGCUUCUCAGUGAUGGGUUGCAGCUGGAAGGGCAUCCGCUGCAUAACACAUAUGCUGGAUAAGUUGGCGGUUCAUUCCGCUGUGGUGACCCCUGACUAAUAAAGGAACUAAGCCGAAAAGAAAACGAAUGAAUAUUAUGCAGCACUAUUAAGUAGUUACCUAGUUUUGAACUUUUUUCAGGCACUGCUUAAUAUCAUUGUGCCUGCUGCAGCCAUGUUAUGGCAUCAAAGUUCAUUGAUUAUUACACUGGAAUGAGAUAAAGUUGAGAAUGAGAUCGUUCCCAGCCAUAUCGACCUAGAAAAUAGCAACUUUUAAAUUCAUGUUGAUCUUAGUACACUGUAAAAAAUAAAUCCGUAAAAUUUACUGUUUUUUACCGUAUUUUACUGUUAAAAAUACGGUACAACCCGUAAAAGUAAUUUCUCAUUUUUACAGUAAACUACCGUAUUUCAUUAAUUUAUGGAGGUAAUACGUCUGUAUUUUGAAUUACCAACAUCUACACGUGUUUUGUUACACAGAUAGACACGUAACAGCCAUAUGCAGGUGGUGAUGAUAAUGUUACAUAAUGAACCAAUGCUCAUCACAAACAACUUUUCCCACAAGCAGAAAAGUGUAUCAGUGUAUAGAAGGUGCUCAGUGUCAUUCACACAGCUACUAAACACUUGUAUAGUAACACACAUAAAAUUAAAGUCGUGAAAUAAACACUGUUUAUCAACAUUAGAUGUAAUAUAAAUCUCUAAUGUACAGAACUGAUAGGUAAACAACUAAAAAGAUCCAUAGUAAUGUCAACCAAAAGCAUAAAAAGGGAUGUGCCAUACAGGAAUUCUGGGAAAGUCGAUUAAUGGUUAUUCGCCAUAUAUAUUAAGGAAACAUACUGUUAACCAGGUUACGGACUUUUACUGUAGCAUUUUUACAGGUUUUUUUUUUCUGUAGCAUUUUAGAAAUAUUUUUUACAGUGCACACGAUGUAACUACAGAAGCUUUAAAUAGGAAAAGCAUCUGAACUCUUAUUUGAAAUUCGAGAUGCUAAUGGUCUAAUCAGAUUUAAUGAUCUAUGCUAAGCUAAGCUAAAAGUGCUCCCGCCAGACCGGAGAUCAGCUGAAUGAAUUCAAAAAUGGUAAAACUCAUCUAUUUAAAUGUAGGGGAGUUGUAAAACAAGCCUUUUAAUGGGUAAUUGUUCACCCAAAAGCGAACGAUUUGCAGCAUGCUUACACUCGCAUCUUAAGUACAUCUUAAGCAGAACAUUAAAGAAGAUUUUAGAAUUUGAAACCAAAUGGUUGUGAUUCAGUGGCUACUGGUACUUUGAGAGUGAAAAAACACAUUCAGGCAAAACAAAAGUAAUACCUGUGGUUUUUGCUGAUGCAUUGAGGUCUCAUGAAGUGAAAUGAUCAGUCUGUGCAGGAACUGAACAUUGUUUAUAUGUUAAUACCUAGAAUCCACAGCCUCAGCGAAUUGUCAAUUCACAGCAGUCUAAAGCACAAGUGUAUUGACCUGUAAUUGCAAACUCGCACAUGAGCAAGUGUUGUAUUGUUCAUCAAAAUAGCAGCAUGGGACCUCAGCGUAGAAACAGAGGGUAAUCGUUUUGUUUUGUUUAAUUAUUUACUCUCAAAUGGCUGUUAACCAUUGACAUUUUAAAAUUCAGAAAGGUAAAAAUCUUCUUUAAUGUUCUGCUGACGGAAAAAAAAAGUCAUCUUGUGUGGUCUGAAGGUUUGGAAGAUCGUUUCAGUCACUGAAUAAAAAAUAAAUAAAGUUAAUAGUAAUAUUCUGACUUUUUCUUCAAAAUUGUUAUAAAAAAUUAACAAUUAUGGCUUUUUUCGAUUAUAUUCUGACUACUUAUUUAUGAGAUUUUAUAUUUAUUAAUAUUUCAGAUUAACAAUUCAGAUUUUUUUUCCUUUUCAGAAUUGUGAGUUUUUCUCUUCGCUAAGCGUACUUCGCUUCAUACGCUAUGAACUCAGAAUUGUAAGACGUUAGCUCGCAAUUUUAGGAAAAGUCUUCCACCCCAUGCCCUGGUAAAAAUGGAUGUUUGACUCGCAAUUCUGAAAUUAUCAAUGAAUAUUUAUGACGAUCGCGAGUUUAUAUCCCACAAAUCUUGAGGGAUAGUUCACCAAAAAUAAAAAGUCAAUCACCAUUUACUCUCCCUUUACUUUUUCCGAACUUGUUUUAGUUUCUAUCAUCUGUUAAACACAAAAAGAAGAUAUUUUGAAGAAAGAUGUCGGAAAACAGCAACCGCUGACAUCCAUGGUAUUUUUUGGGUGUGCGACUUUGAUUUAUUUUUUAAAUAUCCUAUUUUAGCUGCGUCUCAAAUAGCACACUGUAUGCACUAUGCACUUACACACUCAAGUGUCGUCCCAAAUGGAACACUAACAGAUUUUUACUAAGCGUAAAUUCAAACUGUUUGCCAGAUGAUGUUUGUCGGUUGCCAAAUUAGUGAAAUAAAUGACCAAAGUACUAAAUAAUACCUGCCACGAGUAUAACCACAUUCACCAUCGGGAGGUGCUAUAAUCACUCUCAUAGGAGAAUUUUGCUUUCACAAUCCAUUCAUUCAUUCAUUUUCCUUUGCCUUAGUCCCUUAUUUAUCAGGGGUCGCUACAGCGGAAUGUACUGCCAACUAUGUUAUGUACUGUGCAAAUGUUUUACGCAGCGAAUGCCCUUCCAGCUACAACCCAGUACUAGGAAACACUCUCCCUCUCACACAUGCUGUACACUACGGCAUAUUUUGUUAAUCCAAUUCACCUAUUGACCUUAUUCUUCAAUGCGGAAGUGCGAUCGUUUUGUUUUAGAACUUCCGAUUCAGUUGCCAAUGGGAGAAAUGACUAUGAAUAAUAAAUGGCAAAAAACGGUUAAACUACUUACUCUACAAACAAGUGUUUGCAUAACAAUACAGACGAAGUAAAAUAAUAUAAUAAGAAAAUAUCAGUUUGCAACACCAAGCAGCAAAACGAGCUGUUUUUAACGUUUAAAAAUGAAUGGAAGUGAAUGAGACCGGAAGUUUCGAGCCAAAAUGAUUCAAAUGGCUGCGCCCACUCGGACGCGGAGAAUAAGGUGAAUAGCGCAUGUCUUUGGACUGUGGGGGAAACCGGAAAGCUCCGCCCCUUCUGCUAUGUGAGUAAAGCAGUGGCUGUUGAGUGCGUGAAGUGUCCAACAUUCUGCAUUUUAACGGCUGAAUAAGUGCACCAUUCAAGUAUUUAAAGUGCACUUAUUCCUUUUAGAAUUUCAGUGUGAAUGCACUACUUACACUAUUUAUACUACAAAACGGCGUAGAAUAGUGUAUAAGCAUGCGAUUUGGGACACAUCUUUUGUUUUCAAGAGAAAAAGAAGAACUUCAUAAAUGUUUGGAAAGACUUAAGGUUGAGUAAAUGAGCUAACUUUCAUUUUUGGGUGAACUAUCCCUUUAACUAGUGAACGUCAAUACGAUCAUUUCAAAUGUGAGGACAGUUUGAGCCAUGUUUAAUUAUUAAAAUUUUUUGGGUUUCAAUUUUUACAUUGUUAUAAAAAGGGAUUUUUUUUUGCUUUCAUAUAUUUCUCUGUCCCUUUAAUCAAAGUACAGCACAGUGUAAAAGAAAAGCAGUCGUUCAGGUGCCAAAAAAGAUGCAUUUGAGUCUCUGAUGCACUUAUUAUUAUUGUUUUUACAUUAUUAUUAGUUGAAAUGAUUAGUGGUUAGUCUUUAAAACUGAAUUAACACCACUUUGUUUUAUUUUCUUGUCGCCAUUACUCAGUUGAAUGAUAAACCUGAUUAAAAGUUGCGUCAUGGUUUAGCAAAAUGCUAAAUCACUCAUUAGCAAACGCAGCACAGCAAUAUCAGCACCUCUCUAACACACAAUAUAUGGCAUUUUCACGUUAGACUAUAAGAAUUCAUGUAAUAUUUUGGUGUAUAUACAUUACAUGACUGUUUAACCUGACAUAUCUUUUAAUUCCUGUGUAUAUGCCUGUUCAGAUAUGUUUAUUUUUCUUAAAAUAACUUGAUAUUUGCUUCUAACGAACAUAGAUUAAAUAAAACGGUACGUAUGUUCUUAGUUUCCCUUGUGAUACUUCAAUAAAAGUGCUAAGAAUGUUUGGA
Molecule: messenger RNA, 6902 nt
Organism: Danio aesculapii
Lineage: Eukaryota; Metazoa; Chordata; Actinopteri; Cypriniformes; Danionidae
Gene: rnf34a
Product: ring finger protein 34a
Exons: 9
Coding region: 122-1258 (378 amino acids)
Biological process (GO): protein K48-linked ubiquitination; proteasome-mediated ubiquitin-dependent protein catabolic process; negative regulation of extrinsic apoptotic signaling pathway via death domain receptors
Cellular component (GO): plasma membrane; cytoplasm
Molecular function (GO): ubiquitin protein ligase activity
Source: RefSeq, a predicted model, not a curated record